AUGACAAGGAAGCUUCUGGAACAAUUAAAAUCAGACGAAUCCCUAUCAUCCAUCAUAGAUGAUGCCACAGUCGUCAGUGAGAAGUGCUCAAUUCCACUGAACGUUACAUCUCCUGUGUACAGUAUCAGAUCCCACUUGGGCACAACUGAGGUCAAUGUAAAGAGUUUCACCAGAGAUUUUACAACCAAAAUAUGCAACAAGAUUUUAGAUGAAAUGCUCCUCCGAUUUCCUCCAGAGAGUAUGACUGUCUUGAUUGGUAUAGAUAGUCUGAAUCCCAAGUCAACAAGGUGUCUUGAGGAGAAACUACUUCUCCACCUUGUUGACCACUACGGGGAAAACACUUUGCAAAUCAACAAAAUUCUACUUGUCUUUAAAGUAAGAAAAUAUAAACUUGCAUGUGAAGUAGCCAAUGAAGGUAACGAUGAGAGUGGUAUUGUAGUAAAUCUUAAUCCUAGCCACUAUCCUAACCUAAUGCAACUUUUUCAUUUGAAAAGAAGCUUACCAGUGUCAUCAGCAGAAGCCGAAAGGAGCUUUUCAACAAUAAAGAGAGUUAAAUCACGUUUGCAAAACAGACUAACAGAUGAGAGGCUUGCUGAACUUUGCUUGCUCUCAUCAGAAAGAGACUUGACAAAGAAACUUAACAUAAAGAGAAUCAUUGACAUUUUUAAUGAUAAACCAAGACGAGUUGCCUUGAGAUGA
Molecule: messenger RNA, 699 nt
Organism: Paramuricea clavata
Lineage: Eukaryota; Metazoa; Cnidaria; Anthozoa; Malacalcyonacea; Plexauridae
Source: the annotation of a GenBank genome assembly